Molecule: messenger RNA, 2254 nt
Organism: Cyprinodon variegatus (sheepshead minnow)
Lineage: Eukaryota; Metazoa; Chordata; Actinopteri; Cyprinodontiformes; Cyprinodontidae
Gene: trhrb
Product: thyrotropin-releasing hormone receptor-like
Exons: 2
Coding region: 425-1669 (414 amino acids)
Biological process (GO): phospholipase C-activating G protein-coupled receptor signaling pathway
Cellular component (GO): membrane
Molecular function (GO): thyrotropin-releasing hormone receptor activity
Source: RefSeq, a predicted model, not a curated record
UCCUCUGAUGUUCCUCUUCUGUCCUCCAUCCAUCCUUCCUCUGGUCAGAAGGUCUGGGAUUGACAGCAGGCCAGUGAUUGGUUAAUCCCAUCUCUGCGUAGGAGACCUCGUGCCAAACGGAACGGCACAAAACCCGAAGCGCCAUCUGUCCGACAGACACUCUGUUCUGCCAGCAACGAGGCGACGCUUCGGUUUUUACGCGCAGCCGAAUCUCCGCGAACCUGAUCCGCUUCAGCUUCGCUCUCCGUCUGCAGGAGGGAUCCAUCCGCAUCUGUUAGGCUCCUGAUUCUCACUCAGACUGAAGAAAGUUUUCUGUUUCUGCUGCUGCGUAAAGCGGGUAGUUGGCAGCGCUCUCCUGUCGCGCGUAAAGCGAGUCUGAUCUCAAUUUGGAGAAAAAUUAAAACCUCCUGAUUUGGUGGAGAAGAUGGAAAACUCAUCAUCAUCAUCAUCAUCCCUUCCGGAUCUGAACCAGACUCAGGUCCAGAAUGACGGGAUCUGGACGGACAACAGCAUCCAGUACAAAGUGCUGAGCAGCCUGCUGCUUCUCCUGAUCUGCGCGCUGGGCAUCGUUGGAAACAUCAUGGUGAUCUUGGUGGUGAGCAUCACCAAACACAUGAGGACACCGACCAACUGCUACCUGGUGAGCCUGGCUGUAGCGGACCUGAUGGUGCUGACCGCGGCCGGACUGCCCGCCAUCCCGGAGAGCAUCUUCGCCUCCUGGGUGUUCGGCAGGUCCGGCUGCCUGGUCAUCACCUACCUGCAGUACCUGGGGAUCAACGCGUCCUCCUGCUCCAUCACCGCCUUCACCAUCGAGCGCUACAUCGCCAUCUGCCACCCGAUCAAAGCGCAGUUCCUCUGCACCCUCUCCAGAGCCAAGAAGAUCAUCCUGCUGGUCUGGGCUUUCACCUCCAUCUACUGCGUCAUGUGGUUCUACCUGUCAGACACCGAGGAGAAGGUGUUCGCAAACGUCACCGUCGUCCUCUGCGGCUACAGGGUCCCCAGGAAAUUCUACCUGCCCAUCUACUUCUUUGACUUCGGCGUGUUCUUCGUGCUGCCGCUGCUGCUGUCCGCGGUGCUGUACGGACUCAUCGCCAGGAUCCUGUUCCUCAACCCGCUUCCCUCAGACCCCAAAGACAAGAAGAAGAAAGGAGCGACCAGCAGCAACAACAACCAGGCUGCCAACAAGAGCAACAGCUGCAAAAACUCCCGACACUCCAGCUCCACCGCGACGUCGCGCAGACAGGUGACCAAGAUGCUGGCGGUGGUGGUGAUCCUCUUCGCCGUGCUCUGGAUGCCGUACCGCACCCUGGUGGUGGUCAACUCCUUCCUGGACGAGCCGUACCUGGACAACUGGUUCAUCCUGUUCUGCAAGAUCUGCAUCUACCUGAACAGCGCCAUCAACCCGGUCAUCUACAACGCCAUGUCUCAGAAGUUUCGCGCCGCUUUCCGAAAGAUCUGCCGCUGCAGGGGGAAGGGCUCGGACAAACCGGCGGCCUACAGCGUGGCGCUCACCUACAGCGCGGUGAAGGACACCUCGCUGGUGGAGAGCACGGAUCACUACACCACAGAGCUGGAGGAGCUCACCGUCACGGACGAGCUGCUCUCGGAUCAGAAGGCCAUGUUCUCCGACACAUGUGGAUGCGGAAAAGUGAAUUUCAGUCACGAUUGAGGUUGGUCUGAGGCCAGCGGGGCGACUCGGUGAGUCUCCUGGGAAUUAAAGACCUACAGAGUGUUGUUUAAUGGACUCCCUUAAGUGGGAUCAUUGUUUCCUGAGUGCCUGGUGACCUUUUUAAAGCCGGGCUGCUGCAGGUAGAGAUGUAAACACAGAUCACAGCCGGCGAAGCGUAAUGAGAGCUUUUGAGGCUUAAAGCCAAACACGCUGUUAGCUGAGAACGAUGCCAGAUGUCGUAAAGCCUCAAAGCAGCCGACAGAUAAGCGCUUUCCCUCCGCAGCUGUUAUCAUCGUAUCUGAGACCUGCCCACGUAAGGUGUUUGAGUCAACAGGGCUGUGAGCGAAACACCUUCCCCACUGCAAACAUGUCACAGCUCCAGCCUUUAUGAUUCCUGGAACUGUUGGGGAAAUCACGCUCGCACCUUCAAAUGGGAUCAAAAUGUCACGGAGAAGCAAAAGCACAAAUCCAGCCAGGUGAGCUCGCUGAGGCCACGCCUUCUGUUUUCUGCUGCAGGAAAGCAAACGGCGGUCAUCAGACGAGAUGUUUGACAGAAAAACAAAACAACCCACCUGUUAGCACCUC